This is a messenger RNA of Leptonychotes weddellii (Weddell seal), 2306 nucleotides long. The record is from RefSeq and is a predicted model, not a curated record. NCBI's taxonomy places the organism in Eukaryota, Metazoa, Chordata, Mammalia, Carnivora, Phocidae.
AGCCGGGCGCUGCCUCGUGCUGGGGGAGGGCGCACGUGCUGGGGGCGGGAGCUGCGAUCGCGGCUAUGGCGUCGUUACUUUGGGGAGGCGACGCCGGGGCGGCGGAGAGCGAGCGGCUGAACAGUCAUUUUUCAAACCUCAUCCAUCCCCGGAAGAACCUUCGGGGUAUUAAGAGUACUACAGUCCCAAACAUAGAUGGUUCUAUUAAUAACACAGAAGAAGAUGAUGAAGAAGAUGUAGUGGAUUUGGCAGCUAAUUCACUCUUAAACAAGUUAAUCCGGCAGUCCUUAGUAGAAUCCAGUCACCGAGUUGAAGUCUUACAAAAGGAUCCCAGCUCUCCACUCUACUCAGUGAAAACAUUUGAAGAGCUGCGGCUGAAGGAAGAGUUAUUAAAAGGGAUCUAUGCAAUGGGAUUUAACAGACCAUCCAAAAUCCAAGAGAUGGCUCUCCCUAUGAUGCUGGCCCACCCACCCCAGAACCUCAUAGCCCAGAGCCAGUCUGGAACAGGAAAAACAGCAGCUUUUGUCUUGGCAAUGCUAAGCAGAGUUAAUACCUUGGAAUUGUUCCCACAGUGCCUCUGCCUAGCUCCUACUUAUGAACUGGCUUUGCAAACUGGUCGUGUGGUCGAACAGAUGGGAAAAUUCUGUGUGGAUGUUCAAGUGAUGUACGCCAUUCGAGGGAAUCACAUUCCCAGAGGCACCGACGUCACCAAACAGAUUAUAAUUGGCACUCCUGGGACUGUCCUAGAUUGGUGUUUCAAGCGAAAAUUAAUUGACUUGACUAAGAUUCGUGUGUUUGUCCUGGAUGAAGCAGACGUGAUGAUUGACACACAAGGAUUCUCAGAUCAAAGCAUUCGUAUUCAGAGAGCUUUACCUUCGGAGUGCCAGAUGCUUCUCUUCUCAGCGACCUUCGAGGAGUCUGUGUGGCAGUUUGCAGAGCGAAUCAUUCCAGACCCUAACGUUAUCAAGUUGCGAAAGGAGGAGCUGACCCUGCACAACAUCCGACAGUAUUACGUGCUGUGUGAGAAUCGGAAAGACAAGUACCAAGCCCUGUGCAACAUCUACGGCGGCAUCACCAUUGGGCAGGCCAUCAUCUUCUGCCAGACUCGUCGAAAUGCCAAGUGGUUGACUGUGGAGAUGAUGCAGGAUGGCCACCAAGUGUCUUUGUUAAGCGGAGAGCUGACCGUGGAUCAGCGAGCCUCCAUCAUUCAGAGGUUUCGGGAUGGGAAAGAGAAAGUUCUUAUAACAACCAAUGUCUGUGCUCGAGGGAUCGAUGUGAAGCAGGUCACAAUUGUUGUGAACUUUGAUCUCCCUGUAAACCAAGCUGAGGAGCCAGACUAUGAGACCUACCUUCACCGCAUAGGGCGGACAGGACGCUUUGGGAAAAAGGGCCUCGCCUUCAACAUGAUUGAAGUGGAUAAGCUGCCCCUGCUUAUGAAGAUCCAGGAUCACUUUAGUAAGUAGCACCUGUCACAGUGGGAACCGUGGACCCUGCUGAUGUUGACAGUGAUGACGUGUGUCACAGACCUUAUACCCAGAGGCUUAGGGUAGCUCUGGGACAGGAGCCAAGGAAUGGGGGGCUUUUAAUUCACAGUGCCAGAGUCCCUACAGAGCCCCUGUGGUUGAUUAAAUCAUCCGUAUAUGGUAGCUAAAGAACAAUGGAAAAAUCCAGUGGAAUGAGUAUGAGUUCAGGUUGAUGUUAUUGCCCAUUGUGGGACCUGGGGCAGCUUUUCAUGUCCUAUAAAGCACCAUCCUAAACAAAGUAAUAAAGUCCUUUAAGAUUAUAUUCUGUCCCCAGCUUCCUCUCUUAUUUACAUUUUUCCCUUCCUCUGGCCCCGCCCUAACAACUAGGAUGGUCCUGAAUUCUGAGAUCUGCUGUCCUUCCUCCAGCCCCCCAUCCAACAAGGCAUGCUCCGAUUACCUGCUGGGGCUCUUGGACUGGCAGCUUGCCCUCUGAUGGAAACUGGAAGAGUGACCUAAACUGCGGUGUCCACCUCUCAAAUUACCCCAUACCCCAAAGCCCAUGGAUAUGGCUGGGGAACAGGGGAAGAGGAACACCCAAAUGACCCCAAAUAUAUCUUCACCUUUUGGGAAAUUGGUACUGUACUUUGUGGGAAGCAGUGGACUCUGUCCUGGGGAAAUGCACAGAGACACACGUAUGCAGUCUGGAAUACAAUUUUGAAAAGUCUACAGACUGUAGCACGUCCACGGCCCCUUCGGGAAAGUUGAUUAAGCACCCCUUUGUUAGGAGAAGCAAGGAGGGAUGGGGGAAGAAAGAACGUUACGAUCCACUCUAGCUAUGGUAAA